AGCCUAGAGGCGAGACUGUGCGAAAGAUAGCAGUGAACGGUGAUUUCUGCAGGCAUGUGAAGAUCCAAACAGACCGCAUCAUUCUUGCAAGUCUCAUACUUCUUAUCAAAACAUAUUUUCUCAAUAUUUUACUAUUCUACGUCCCUGAAAGCGGGGUAUAUUUUAGUGCAAAGAUGACUGCGUUAUCCCUACUGUUUAUGGCCGUGUCCGUCGCUUUAAUAACCGCAGAGUCCAAUGUUUAUUUCCGAGAGCAAUUUGAAGACGGAGACAGCUGGAGGAGCCGAUGGGUGGAAUCCAAGCAUAAGACCGACUAUGGGAAGUUUGUGCUUUCUGCAGGCAAAUUUUAUGGCGAUGCCGAGAAAGAUAAGGGUCUUCAGACCAGUCAGGAUGCUCAUUUCUACGCGAUGUCCGCUCGCUUUGGUGAUUUCAAUAACAAGGAUCAACCUCUCGUGAUCCAGUUCACUGUAAAACAUGAGCAGAGCAUCGACUGUGGUGGAGGAUACAUCAAACUUUUCCCAUCAGACCUCAAGCAGGAAGACAUGCACGGAGACUCUACAUAUAACAUCAUGUUUGGUCCUGACAUAUGUGGCCCCGGCACUAAGAAAGUACAUGUUAUCUUCAAUUACAAAGGCAAAAACCAUUUGAUCAACAAAGAUAUUAGAUGCAAGGAUGAUGAAUACAGCCACCUCUACACGUUAAUUGUCAAUCCAGACAACACAUAUGAAGUCAAGAUUGAUAAUAAGAAGGUCGAAUCUGGAUCUUUGGAAGAAGACUGGGACUUCUUGCCUUCCAAAAAGAUCAAAGAUCCUGAAGCCAAAAAGCCUGAAGACUGGGACGAGAGGGAGAAGGUUGAUGACCCUGAAGACCUGAAACCCGAGGAAUGGGACAAACCUGAGAACAUUCCUGAUCCUGAUGCCAAGAAGCCUGAUGACUGGGAUGAAGAGAUGGAUGGAGAGUGGGAACCACCAAUGGUCACCAAUCCUGAUUACAAGGGUGAGUGGAAACCCCGCCAGAUCGACAAUCCUGCUUACAAGGGGAAAUGGGUGCACCCUGAGAUUGAUAACCCAGAAUACACUGCUGACAGCGAGAUCUAUAAAUACGACAGCAUCGGAGUGAUCGGACUAGACUUGUGGCAGGUUAAGUCUGGCACCAUUUUCGACAACUUCCUAAUUACCAAUGACCCCAAGUUGGCAGAAGAGGUCGGCACUGAGACUUGGGGAGCCACAAAAGAUGCUGAAAAGAAAAUGAAGGAAAGUCAAGAAGAGGAAGAUAGAAAGAAACAUGAUGAAGAGGAAAAGUCAAGAAAGGAGGAGGCAAAGGAGGAAGAGGAAGAAGAGGAGAAGGAAGAUGAAGAAGAAGACGAGGAGGAAGAGGAAGAAGAGGAGGAGGAGGAAGAGGAAACAGACUCUAAACUCAAAGACGAGUUGUAGAUUUCAACAGGAUCUAAUGAAGAACGCCUCAUGACUGAUGGGGUACAGGAAAGAGAACUGGACUUAUGCUGGACAUUCCUUUAUUUUUGGUUGUGUGAUGGAUUCUUCUGCUGUUUUUUUUUUUGUCCCUUUUCACUACUACAAACCUAUUUAUAAAUUAACUUUGUCAUAAUUUUCAUUCUUACUUUGUCAAGUCUCCAAACAUUUCAGUCAGGGAGAGUAAAAAGGGAGCUAACGUGACCCAAGAGACCCACGCCUGUAUGUAAUAUCGUAGGAAUUCAGCGCUCUUGUUUACAAAUGAUAUCAGAUAUCCUGCUUGCUAAGCAAUUCUGUUACACGAAACUUGAAUCAUAACCAUCAUCAGCUGGUAGCUACAAUUCUCAGAUUACCUCAAGCUACAUUUACUUUUUGUUAAUAAUGUAGAGAAGUUUUGAGGUACUUUUGCCACUGUUUGUUUCUAUUUUACAGCUGUUACAGAAUAUAAGAAAGUGGUUUAGAUAGACGCCAACUCCUCUACAGCAUUUCGGCUUGGCAGUUGUGUAAGUGUGUGUUUGUCUUAAAGAGAAAGAUAGAGAGAGUUCUUAUCAAUUCAUAACUUUAUACUCGCUCUAUCAGUCUAACUGUAAUCAGGUUUAAACAAAUCUUUGUCAUGGUUUCCUGAAAACACAGAAGAUCUCACAAGCUCUGAUCAACACAAAUCAAAAUAUUCACUUACCUGCUUUGCUAUAAGCAUUAAACUGAAGAAUUUCCACAUCCUACUGAUUUGAAUGUUUGGUUAAAGCAAACCAAUAUCAACAAUUGUUCCUCUGAAUCUCUUCAGAUCUCAUAUGUUUACUUUGAGUUUAUUUAGCAAAUGUGGCAAUCAGGGAAUCUGUGGGGUGAUGAGAAACUCAAAGCUUGUAAGAUUCCAAGGGUGUUGGAAAGUUCCCCAUUGGUUCUAGUACCAUGUCUGCUCUCCAACCCAUGCUCUAGCCAUUGUGAAGAUUGCACUGCUGUACUGUUUCGGUCAGAUACUUCUCCAAGCAAAAUAGAUUGUGACCUUUUUUUUUUAAAAGAUAUAUUUUGUACUUUUUGUGUUCUGAAGGAUGUUCCUUGACAUUGAGAAAGAAAAGCUCUGGUAUGACAGUUGUUGUCCCAAUAAUAAAACUACAAAAAGAGUAAGAGACCCAA
Molecule: messenger RNA, 2600 nt
Organism: Danio aesculapii
Lineage: Eukaryota; Metazoa; Chordata; Actinopteri; Cypriniformes; Danionidae
Gene: calr
Product: calreticulin
Exons: 9
Coding region: 174-1430 (418 amino acids)
Biological process (GO): protein folding
Cellular component (GO): endoplasmic reticulum; endoplasmic reticulum membrane
Molecular function (GO): calcium ion binding
Source: RefSeq, a predicted model, not a curated record